Molecule: messenger RNA, 285 nt
Organism: Lactuca virosa
Lineage: Eukaryota; Viridiplantae; Streptophyta; Magnoliopsida; Asterales; Asteraceae
Source: the annotation of a GenBank genome assembly
AUGCUGGCGCUCACUAAUUUCCAUCUACCUCCUGCUUACGCAUAUCCUCAUCUUCUACUUCAAGAACAACAACAAGAAAACAUGUUAUAUAGAGAAAAAACGCCGACGAAAUCCACCUGGACAUUCCCUGUUAAUGUUCUGAAGUUAAACACUCAUGGGAGUUCGAAAGGGAAUUCGGCGCCGACUUUUGAUUCUUAUUUGCUUCAACGCUACUGCUUGCAUCUUUCACUCAUCGCAUUGCCUUUCUCAUCAAUAGAUGAACAAUUUUCUCCUGCAGUUGUGUAG